AUGUCUUCGGGUGCCGCGCUCGACUCGAUUCUGAGGCGGGAGUGCUCUCACAUCGGCAAGUCGUUCGAGCAUUCUGGCGCGUCUCGGUUCAUCGCCAGGCCGAGCGGGAGAUCGCUUUUCGCCAAGCUCGACGAUCAUGUGGAGCAGACGGUGGGCGAAGCUCACAGCCUCGUAGCUAUGCAUAGAGCUCAGCUGGAAAGCAGUGAUGAGUCAGCAGCAACAAUGUCUCCGCAAGUGCACGCCUUCGGCAAGACGCAAGACGGCAACCGAGCCUACUUGGUGACUGACUACCUGGAUCUCAAACCUUCUCUCGGCAGAGACGCACAGAAGGUGUUGGGACGAAGGCUGGCAGAAAUGCACAAACAUAGCAUUGGCGAGGACGGACGGUUUGGGUUCCACGCCGCCACUUAUUGCGGGCGCCAGGACAACACCUGGGAAGUCUCUUGGCCCAAGUUCUGGGCCGAACGUCGUAUCGGAGAUCUCGUCAACCGGAUUCACGCGUCACACCCGGACCCCGAGCUCAGGAAGCUGGAACAGCAGAUGCGGGACAGAGUCUAUCCUGUGCUGCUUGCGCCACUCGAGGGAAUAGUCAAGCCUUGUAUACUGCACGGAGAUCUUUGGUCUGGUAACGCAGGAACCGUCAUCUCAUCCGGCCAACCGGCCAUCUUUGACUCUAGCUACUAUGGUCACAACGAAGCCGAGCUCGGAAUCAUGCACAUGUUUGGAGGCUUCACACAGGACUUUUUCGCCGCUUACCACGAGGUCAUGCCCAAGACAGAGCCGUACUACGAUCAACGGAUUCGGCUCUACGAGCUCUACCAUCACCUGAAUCAUACGCUCAUGUUCCAGGGCGGCUACCGGUCGGGCGCCGUUGCGAUCAUGAAAUCGCUCAUCGACUUCUGCGAUGGCAAAGCAUCCGCAGAAUGA
Messenger RNA from Moesziomyces antarcticus, 927 nucleotides. Its product is annotated as fructosamine kinase PKL/CAK/FruK. The transcript is spliced from 8 exons. Lineage: Eukaryota; Fungi; Basidiomycota; Ustilaginomycetes; Ustilaginales; Ustilaginaceae. The record is from RefSeq and is a predicted model, not a curated record. The coding region runs from base 1 to 927 and encodes 308 amino acids.